Messenger RNA from Silurus meridionalis, 9723 nucleotides. RefSeq names its product myomegalin-like. Gene Ontology annotation, cellular component: nucleus; microtubule organizing center. The transcript is spliced from 39 exons. The record is from RefSeq and is a predicted model, not a curated record. Lineage: Eukaryota; Metazoa; Chordata; Actinopteri; Siluriformes; Siluridae. The coding region runs from base 793 to 7761 and encodes 2322 amino acids. Gene Ontology annotation, molecular function: zinc ion binding.
CUACAUCACUGCUCCGUGCGGCUGUGUGUUGAGAGAGCUGCGGUAUCUGUACCGAGUCGGCUGCCUUUAAACCAUCACGUCGGCUUGCGCGUUUUGGAGGAAAAUAAAAUGGAGGAGAGGACAGAAAAUGGUCAAUGAGAGAGAGAGAAUGACGGGCUGAAGCGUGGGUACCUGUGUUAUAUAUCUGAGCGCAGUGACGGAGGAGGUGGCGGUGAAGCAGCGAUAUGAAUAUGAAGAACCAUCCUCGGCGUUGCGAAGGGAAAGAAACUCGGCUAGAAAAUGGCUCUGAAAAAAAGACCGGUUUAAACGACAUUUGGGAUUUAACUAGGACAGAAGCGUAAACAAUGUAUUUAUGCUUUCCAGAAACCGAGAAACAUGUCGUUCUUUACAGUAACAUGCCGGCAAAUCGACCUUCAUCUUCCGGAUAUAAAAGACUGCAGCGUGGCCUGGUUCAAAAAGGAUGGAUUCAUUAUAAGAUGAAGUCUCCUGUCACCUUUUCUCUGUCAUCUUUAGUCCACAUAAAGUAGGAAACAACUUUCAAUAUUCAACAAGACGUUCAAUUCAAGUACAUAUUUUUUUCCCUCCAUUUUUAAUCCAUAUUUCUACAGAUCAAAUGAUCAUCAGGUUUAAAGACUGACAGCUCUACAGAUAUAUCUGAUAUCUUUCACUUAGUUCUUAAAUACAUUUCUAUCAUUGGUGAUCUUUUUGGCACCCAAAUAGAUUUUUGAAGAACACUUGAAGUUCUGACUUCAAGGUCUUUACUGGAAAAGACUUUAAUUCCAACAAUCCAGGAUGAAGGAGGUGUGCCGGGUUUGCGCCCGUGAGCUGUGCGGAAAUCAGCGCCGCUGGAUCUUCCAUCCGGCAGCUCGACUUCAGGUGCUGCUGUCGCACGCUCUGGGUCACGAGCUCCGCCGAGACGGUCGUGGAGAGUUUGUGUGCAGCAAGUGUGCCUUUAUGCUUGAGCGUAUGUAUCGCUUUGACACGGUGGUUGCUCGUGUGGAGGCGCUCUCCAUCGAGCGGCUGCACAAGCUCCUGGUGGAGAAGGACCGGCUACGGCAGUGCAUCAGCGGGAUGUAUCACAAGAACAACAACAACGACCCGACACCUAGGGAGAAAGAUUGCAUGGUGGAUAUGUCGAGUCUUCAUGAUGCCAAAUACUGCGCUCUGGUCGAAGAGGAUUUGAUGUAUUCAGUUUACGAGUCCUGGGCGGAGGAAGAGGAGCAAACGCUGGAGUGUAGCCAUCACCCACAGUGCCAUGGGUCGGACAUGUCUUCGUUCUGGCACCGGGCAAGAAGAUGCCGAGGCUGCAGUGCUCUCCGAGUAGCUGACUCGGACUAUGAAGCUGUGUGCAAGAUUCCCAGAAAGUUGGCACGUAGUACUUCUUGUGGUCCUUCCACACGCUACUCUGAGACUACCAUGACAACAACAGCAUCAAAUACUCUUGUACCAGAGAGUCACCAAACAGCAGGAGCCUCACCUGAUAGCGACAAGACUUUAGAAGGGAGACGAAGCUCCAGCGACUCGGCAGAGUCCCUGACCUCCGCCUUGGGUGCAGCACCCCAUGUAGGGGAGGUCGAAAGAAAUAUUAGGGAAGAGCAGAACUGGGACUCUGUCUCCGAACAGCCCUUGGAACCCAAUAUAGGCCACGCAAGUGCAACUAGAAAGCUGCAACUAGCACUGUGCUUGGUACAAAACUGCAUAUACAAACCUAUUCAAGUCCCCCAUGGAAGUAGGCUGCCUGUUUUAAUCAAACCUGGCUGUGUGGAUACUGGCGUUAAGCUAGGCAACCCAGAUCAAGCCCUGGGGACCCCCACUGAUCAGGCAGUUUCAGCGCUAGAGAUGCCUCCAAGAAUUCGUCUGAGCCUGGCGUUGGAGUUGGUUGAGCUGGCAGAGAUGUGGGAUGAUAUAAAUGUGGAUUACUUGCCUUUCUGCUUGCGGAAGGUAGAAAAGAAGUGUCUGAUUGAAGAGCAGCAGUCUCAGCUGAACCAGUAUGAAUCUGCAGCGGGCCAGUGUGUGAAUGAACUGCAGAAGGCUCAGCUACAGGUUCAGACACUUCAAAAUAAGAUACAGGAGAGUGAAACCAGCAACAAGAAUCUACAGGAAAAGCUGAGCGAAAUGGAGACUGAGCUGCAUUCAAUCAGGCAUGCAGCUCAGAAUCAGGAGAGGACCAUCCAGAGCCUCACUGAAAAUCUUAACACUAAGGAGACAGAGUCACAGGAGUUAUAUCAAGUUAUAGAAGGACAGAAUUCCACCCUGUGUAAGCUUAGAGAAAUGGCCCAUCUCACUCAACUUCAACAUUCACAGAUUGUCGAAGGGGUUGACCUGAAAAGUGAAGUGGUGGCACUGCAAAGCUCUCUCUUCGGCUGCCAGCUGGAGCUGGAGGCCAGUCAGCGAGCACAGAGACAAAGCCAGAGGGUGGCAGAAGACCUGGCACACGCUCGUGACCGCCUGCACAGUGACCUGGAGGCGGCGCUGCAGCACAGAGAGACCACCGAAAAGUAUAACCAGGAUUUGCGCAGCACAGUGCAGCAGCUGCGUUCCGAGCUACAGGUAAAGGAGUCUCAGCUUAAGGAGAGCGAGGCCGAUAAACACGCCGAGGUUUUAGCCCAAAACAAAACCAUCUCAGAGCUGCAGUUUUCGCUAAGGGAGAAAGAGAGAAUUGUGCAGGAGUAUUCAGAGCUGCUGGACCAGCCUGCUGAGACUGGCCGACCCAGAGACGCCCUGCUGGACAAACUAAAGUGUCGUAUUCGUGACCGGGACAAAGCUUUUGAGCGCUCUAUAGAUGAGAAGUUCCGCUGCUUGGAGGAGAAGGAGACAGAGGUGCGCAAGCUGCAGUUAGCGCUUCGGGAGAAAGAGAGAGACCUCGAGAGACUGCGCUGUAUUUUGACCAACAAUGAGGAGACAAUCACGAGUCUGGAUGGACUGAUGCGCAGUAAAGAGCUGGAGUUGGAGCAGACUCAGGAAACGUGUCGGAAGCUGCAGUGGCUCAAACAACAGUGCGACGAGAAGCACGCAGCCGCGCUGCGUGAUAGAGACAACAUCAUCGCACAGCUGCACACUACGCUACACACACGCAGCAAAGAGACCGAGGACCUGACGGCAGCGCUGCUGGCUAAGUUCUCCCCAAGUCCUAAUGAGGUAGUGGAGGAGCUGAAGUCACGUCUGGCCCUGAAAGAGCGCCUCUUCCAGGAGAUGCUGUCUGAGCGCAGCAGACAGACUCAGGAGCACCACACACUAAUUCAGGACCUCCUCAAUACAAUCAGCUCCAGAGACCAGUACAUCAAGGAGAACGGCGAGAGGUUGAGAAAGGUGAUAACCGAGCGGACAAGGCAUCUGCAGGAGAUGCGCAGGCAGCUCUCAUCACGGGAACAGGAGCUGAGUGAUGUGAGACGGGACAGGGAGAGGGAAAGAGAAAGAUGGGCUUCACACGCUAUUGAGAUGGAGAGAUUUCAGAGUAUACUGAGAGAGAAAGAAAGCCUUAUACAGGAUCUGAUGCAGAGUCAGGAAGAGGCACAAGCAACCGCCAGAUCAUCUACACUAAGAUCAAGGGAUAGCAGCUCGGAGCUGGAGAUGCAGGCUGUCAAAGAGGAGCUUCAGAUCGCCCUGAGGAAACACAGAGAGGCAGAGCGAGAGCUUAUGGAGUUAAGAUCUGCUUUGACCAAAAAGCCUGAAAAUCGCAUUAACACAGAUCCCCAGAGUGCUCUGGAGCAGUUGGUGUCAGAGUACCAGCAGCUAAACCAGGCCCUGAGAGCUGAGAAGAAGCUUUACCAAAACCUGAACCAUAUGAAGUCCACAGCAGACAGUGUGGAGAAGACUCAGGCGCUGCACAUGGAGCUUGACACAGUUCAGGCACUGCGCGGACAGCUGGAAGAGGUCCUGAGCAGGACCCGAGACACAGCUCUGGCACUGGACAGAGCAGUUAAGGCCCACGCUGACUAUGGAGAGUUCAGCACAGACGAGGACGAGGACGAGCUCGAUGAUGAUGAAGAUGAAGGCAGUAGCAGUGAAGAAUUCACUGACAGUAUAGAAGAAGAUGUAAAUCUGUCUGCUGAGAGUUUGGCUAGCACAGAGAAUGUUAAGGUGUGUGGAGGGCCAGUGAGCAGGGGGAUAUCCCAGGAGGCCAUGAGCGGAGGAUGGCAAAAUGAGGUGGAGCAGAAGAAGAGAGAAGAAAUAGAGACAGCAGGAGGGAAAAGCCAGAUCAGCCAGGUUGACUGUACCUCAGUGUCUCAAGACAGGUGUACGCCAGCAGACCACAAGCUGGAAAACCACAAGCUGGAACUGAAUGAAAGUGGAUCCAGAUCGGGGCAGGGUUCCGGAUCCGGAUGUGAACUGGGAACUGAAUGUAAAGUAUCUGUGAAGUGCAGAAAGUGGGAGCAAAGUGAAACAGACAGGCUGAACCCCCAUGACCAGCAGCAAACCCAAAUGCUCAUAGAGGAAGAAGAAGGCGAAUAUGAUGAUGAAGAAGAGGUAGAGGAGGAGGAGGAGGAGGACAUGCGGCCCUCUCGAGGCAAGCGUGGCCUCCCAAAUGUGACAUUGAGAGAAGGCGUGGGGAAGAGAAGGUGUAACAGGCCUCACUCUCUGGACCUCGGGGUGCUGCUGGCCCACAAAGAUACGAGCGAAUCUAGAGCGCAGGAGAUUGAGGGAGAAAGUGGUGGUUCUGCAGGGUUCUGGCAGCAUGUCGAGGCGGGACUACGUGAGCAUGCAGAGCGUCUCCGUGGCGACCUUGCCCUGAGCCGCCAGGAAAGCAGAGAGCUCCGCGAGAGACUGAUGGUGUCCGAGGCCACUGUACACGCACAAGCUGACCAGCUCAAGGAGUACAGAGAGCUACUGACGGAGAGUGCAGUGCAGCAGGACAGCAAACAGGUGCAGGUGGAUCUGCAGGAUCUGGGCUAUGAGACCAGUGGGCGAAGUGAGAACGAGGCUGAGAGAGAAGACACCAGUAGCCCUGAGUAUGAUGAUGUGGAGCUGUGCAACUCUCUUCCACGUCCAUCGUAUAGCAGUGUUGGUAAUUCGUGGCAUCAGCUUGGCGACAGCUCCCAGCCGGACGACAUGUUAGUGCAGGACCUGCGUGCACAGCUCUCUCGCUGCCACAAAGUGAUCCGUGGACUGCAGAUCCGUGUGCGUUCACUCUCCACUACCUCCGACUAUGCUUCCAGCCUUGAACGCACACCACGCAAGGUGAACUGGGCCUUCCAAGCAUCUACUGCUAACAGUGGCGUUGAGGAGGAUGAGGGCUGGCAAUCAGACGGGCCAGCUCUUGGACCACUGAAGUCCAACAGGGAGCUACAGGAGCUGAUAUCACGUGUGGCAUCACUGGAGAACCAAAUCAGCAACAGCAAACUGGAAGAAAAAAGAGGGACAGAGGAGGGGAAGAGUGCCACAUGGCCUGGAAAAUACAACACACUGAUCCAGGCUCAAGCUCGGGAGUUGUCACAUUUGCGACAGAGGAUGCGUGAGGGACGAGGAAUUUGCCAUAUCCUUACGCAGCACCUGGGCGACACCACUAAGGCCUUCGAAGAGCUGCUCCGUGCUAACGAUAUCGAUUACUACAUGGGCCAGUGCUUCCGAGAACAACUUUCCCAGAGUUCCUCACUCACACAGAGGAUCAGCAUUAAGCUCAGUGGACGAGAUCGUUCAGAAGUUCAAGAUGACAAAAUGGGCCACGAGCUAUUAGCUUUAAGGCUGAGUAAGGAGCUCCAACAAAAGGACAAGAUUAUCGAGUCUCUCCACACAAAGCUGCAGCAACGCCCUGACACACCCUCCAGCAGCCACGUCCCGUCCGAGACAACAGAUCAAUCUGACCGUACUUCGUUUGUCUCAGAUGAAAGAGCAUCGAUAAAUGAGGACUUGGAACUGUGUUCUGACGUGGAUGCUGUCAGUGAAUAUGUGCAAGAAGAACCAGCUCCUAGAUCAAAUGAUACAGGUUUCAGUUUACCACAUUCACUGAGCAGCUAUCCACUGGUGGGCUCUGCACUACUUGAUCCAUCACAUUACGCCCAGCUCUCUCAUCAUUCCCUACACCAGCCUCAGAAAUCAGAAAGCAGCCUGGUAGGGAGCAAUGCACCAUGGGACAUGGACAACAUGAUUCAGCCAAUCAUAGGAGAACCCGGUUACCAGUCAGGAAACAGCCAUUCAGGUACGGAUUUGAUUGAGGAGCAUUUGAGUGAAAUUCGUACUCUCCGCCAACGUCUGGAGGACUCCAUCAGGACUAAUGAGAGGCUGAGACAGCAGCUGGAGACUCGUCUGGCCAAUGCUGCCAGAGAUGGAGCAGCACCCACAAAUAUCUACAUCCAAGGCUUGGACACUGUCACUCAGCUGUCAAAUGAGAUCCGAGUGCUGAAGGAGGAGAAUCUGAAUCUCCAGUCUCGACUGCAGGCAAGCAGGGACAACAGUGAGGAGGUGGAGCAGUUACGGGAGGUGGUGCUGUCUGGGCGGGCACGGAUGAAACAGGCGGAGUUAGAGGCGGAGCAGUGGAAGGAGGAGCUGAGGAGGCUUCAGACACACACCUGUGAACAGAGUCAGCAGAUUCAGCAGCUACGGCAGGAGAGACAAAGCAACCAGGAGCACAACAACAGGUUGCAGCAUGAGGUGAGUCUGCUCCAGCAGCAGCUCUCUGAAAGCAGGCAGCUGCUGCACUCUCUGCAGUGUGAACUCCAGCUGUACGACAGAGUGUGUGCAGGGAGCAAGGGGACCCCCGCAGGUUACCUAUUUGAGUUGCCGUACUCCUCAGCUCCAGCUGUGGGAGAAUUCAACCAGUUGCUGGUGGAGGUCCGGGCUCUACGGGCCCAGCUAGAGCGCAGUGUCCAGGAGAACAGUGCUCUGAGGAUACAGCUGCAGAAACAGCUGGAACAACAGCUUUCCUCUGCCGGUUUAGAGCCGAGACCUUCAUCUCUCAUGCCAGCCAGUCCUCUGCGGGACGCCUUGUACAGGAGGCAGCUGCUGCAUGAUCCGUCUCCCUCUCCUCCAGUGAGAGAUAUCGGUCCAUUCCCUUCCGGUCCUCUGUGUUCUCCUUAUUCGGAGCUUGAGGACAGCUCACUCACAGCUAACGACACACUGGAGCCCCAUGCAGAUUUGGAGGGUGAUGCCCCGGAUGGUUCAUUCGCUAACCGAAAUGGGCGCCACACCGUCGGGCACGUGGAUGACUUCAAUGCUCUACAGCAGCAAGUUAUGGAGGGCAGAGGGUUGGUGCACAGAAUGGAAGCCACACUGAAUACAUGCCUCAACACUGCACUAAUGGAGGUCAAUCCCGGAAAGGCUCUGGAUUAUGCCAGUGUAAAAAAUCUUUUAGCUAACACCAAGACUCUGAGGCAGAUUCUGGAGGAGGCUGUGUCCCUGCUCAAGAUGUUCUGGAGAGCUGCGCUUCCUAGCACUGACAACCCAGUCCAGUAUCUCCAGAAAGAGCAGUCAAUGAAAGAGGAGAUCCAGUCUCUGCGUAUGAGGAUAGCGGAGCAGGAAGAGGUUCUGCAGAACACCAUACAGAGAUUGAGGAGCACCAGCCGCACUAAAGAGAGCAUGGAGACCUUCAUCGUCAGCCAGCUGUCCAGGACUCGAGAUGUCCUGAAAAAAGCCAGAGCCAAUCUAGAGAAGAACGAGCUCAGGAUUUCUUCUUUAAGCUCCUCCUCUUCCUCCCUUUACCAUGGUAAAGUCCUCUAUGGUGCCUAUCCAGGGUCUUCUAAUGGGGACAGCGUGACCCCUGUGAUCGCCUUAGAAACCUCCAGUCCGAGACUCGCUAAGAAGCGCGCCAGGGAGUGCCUUCACUAGGCGGCGUCCAAAACCAGCCAGGACAACCUCUUCAACCUCUCCGAUCAUCUUUCCUCUUCUUUACCUCUUAUCCCUUCUUUUUCUGCCCUUAUCUUUGCCUUACCUUGAUGAAAAAAAAGGACUCUACAAACUACUAGUUUGCCUUGUGAAUUGUUGCGUGUUUGGGCUGCUAUAAAGAAAAUGUUUAGACGGCGACUUGCAAGCAUUCAGGAGUGUAUUUGCAUCUUAGGGCAGAAACAUAAAACAAAACAAAAAAAAGGAAAAAAUGUAAAUAGGGACCGGUGUGUUCCGAUCGCUCACUACAGGAGCACCUGAAUAGCGAGUGCAGAAGUAGGAUGUUUAUGCAGCUAAGCAUACUGCCAGUAAAUCCCAUUGAGAAAACUCAGGGAUUUGAGGCAAAGAAACAAAAAAGCCACAUUUCACAAACAGGUGAGACACAUCACCAUCCACUGAACUAACCGGUGCCUACAUUAAAGGCUCAAGCAGCCAUCGAUUAAAACGUGCCACGUCUAUGCACAAUAAGCUCCGAGUUGUCUAACAAAGAGCACCGUGCAACAAAACACUUUAGUGGGUGUUAAUGCUUAAGUAUUAUCGUUAUUUUCUGGAACUGACUCACGGUGCCGCCGCCGAUCGCCGCUUUAAACAAGCAUGUGCAAUGCAAUUGUGCCAGCGUUUCACUGACACUGGAACUACGUGUUUUGAUAAUGAUGAAAGACCGUCAGUGCAAUAUUAUGACUUGUAUUCAUACUCCUGUUUUUCUGUAAUACUACUGAAAUUGUUCUUGGACAGUAUUUGCAUGGGGGUGAUGAAAGAAAAAAAAAAAAGAAAGAAAAAAAUCACCUUUGUGUUGUGCUGUAAGGUGAGGUUCGCCAAUGCUUGCCAAAGUUUGAACUCCACCUUAUUCAUGUCAUUAAACAAGGCGUCGAUUUAUUUUUAGUGCCAUCUUAAACAAAAGUGAUAUUUCACACAUGCUUUGAUUGGUAUCAUAUAAUCAUAUUUGAUUUCAUUAAAAAAAAAAAAAUACCUUGUUCCCAAUUGAGUGUGUGAAUUAGGACCAAAUCAUGUUCAGGACACCAUAUUGGACAUCGUAUAGAAGAGAAACCGCUAUUUUUCUGCCUCAAACGCAGGAACAAACUUUGGCAAGGAUCUGGUGGGUCCAUAACUCUGCUACUGAUGCCACAAAUAUAAGUAGCCCAUCACUUUUUGAGGUGUUCCCAAGCUGCUUGAUUGUUUUUUACUUUCAGUGCUGUAUAUAUUUCGCUCUUGUGCCAUUGUGUGCUUCUCUUCAUUAUUUGUUUGCUCUGUAUGCAAUGGUUCAGUAUCUGGGUAGCUGUGCAAUACGUUUAACCGCAGUGUUCAUCCUUUAGCUGGAGCGAAAAUGUGCUAUUACUAGGCUUCUGAGUUGCCAGUAAAGCUCUAAUGUCAACAGUUCCGCUAGUUUAUACAAAGCCACAGGUUUCUAUGCCUGUUGUUAUAAAAUUGAAGAUGUUGCUUUGCUCGUCUUUAAGCCAGAGAGCCAUUAUAGUUUGCUCUCGAAAGGAAAACUCAUACCCUUCUUAGAUUCUGCUUGUUGUUAGUUGUAGAUACUGAAAUAUUCGAAGCAACAAGCCUGGCUGUGUUUGCGCUCAGCAUUGUUCUCGGCGACAAGCCCAGAAGAACUCAUUUCAAAAGUAGAGUAGGAUAAUCAGCCAGAAGGAAGCCUCAUCCUGUGAGAUGUCUUUUGGCGUAAUUUGCUAUAAAGAGGUUUUUGAAGAAUACCAAAGUGAAGCCAUUUUCAAAAAGUGAAAUUUGUAUGGAACUCGAGCGUAAAGCAACGCCUAAGUCUGAAACGAUAUGACGGACGGAUGCUAUAACCGGCCAAGAGAAAUUGACUGUAUUAUGUGUAUAUAAAGGCUGAUUUUGUUGCCAAGGAAACUGUCGUGUUUGUGUAAUGCAAUAAAAAGAUCAUGGAUGCAUUGGAAA